CCUCUCCAGGCUGACUCCCUACAAUAAAAAGCGUCUGUGUCCUUCCGCUGGCACUGCGCUGGACACAAUGCGUCCAAACACCUGGAUGGAGGAGUCCAUGAAUCCGAUUUGUUCCCUCUGUUCUCUAUCUUAUCUUAGCGUGUCUUUUGUUGGGAACGUGAUGUCCUGGAUGUAUUUUCUCUGGAGAUUGGAGUAAAAAGAGAAGCGCGGUUCGCUGAGACCAUGUGGAGAGCAGAUCCGUCCUUUGGAGGGAGCACGGGAGGCGCAGAUCAACUUUACUAGGGGAGCAUUAUUUUCGUUUUCUUGGAAAGAAAAUAAAGAGUCUUUAUAGAGAACAAAGAGAGACGAGAUGGUAGAGAAUGGCUGCACCUGACCUUCUUGACCCCAAGGCUGCUGCACACAACUCCAAGCCUCGCCUGUCAUUCUCAGCGAAACCAGUUGUGCUAAACACUCCAGAAGACGAAUGUGACACCCGGACAAUGGUUAUGAGGUGGAAAACUGUAUCAGCCAUCUUCUUCCUGGUGGUGCUGUAUCUCAUCAUUGGGGCAACAGUUUUCAAAGCACUGGAGCAGCCUCAUGAGAGCUCCCAGAAACUGGCCAUUCUUGCUGAAAAACUAGAGUUUUUGGUCAUGCAUCCCUGCGUAAACUCUUCUGAGCUGGAGGAUCUGGUUAAGCAAGUUGUUUCAGCAGUUCGAGCAGGAGUGAAUCCAUCAGGAAAUCUAUCCAAUCAGAUGAGUCUCUGGGACCUUAGUUCCUCCUUUUUCUUUGCAGGGACUGUGAUCACCACAAUCGGUUUUGGGAACAUCUCUCCUCAUACAGAAGGAGGGCGGAUCUUCUGUAUUGUCUACGCACUGCUGGGGAUCCCUCUGUUUGGAUUCUUGUUGGCAGGUGUCGGGGACCAGCUGGGGACUAUUUUUGGGAAGGGCAUUGCCAAAGUGGAGAAAAUGAUUGUGAAGUGGAAAGUCAGCCAGACAAAGAUCCGUGUCAUCUCCACGUUGCUCUUCAUCCUGUUCGGGUGCCUCAUCUUCGUCGCUCUCCCAGCUGUCAUCUUUAAGCACAUUGAAGGCUGGAGCACCCUUGAGUCCAUCUACUUUGUUGUCAUCACCCUCACCACCAUCGGCUUUGGAGACUUUGUUGCUGGAGAAAAAGGUCACUUAACUGAGGGUGGGUCUGGAAGCCUGGAGUACCUCGACUACUAUAAACCUGUGGUGUGGUUUUGGAUCCUCGUGGGCUUGGCAUACUUUGCUGCAGUUCUCAGUAUGAUUGGAGACUGGUUUAGAGUAAUCUCCAAGAAAACUAAAGAAGAGGUUGGGGAGUUUCGUGCACAUGCAGCUGAGUGGACAGCAAACGUAUCUGCAGAGUUCAAAGAGACCCGCAGACGGCUCAGCGUCGAUAUCUAUGACAAGUUCCAACGGGCUGCGUCCAUCAAGCGUAAACUGUCGUCCGAGCUGGGAAUUAACACAUCCAUCAACCAGGAAAUGACCCCUGGCAAAAGGACUCUGUCAGCCAAUCUGUGUGAGGACAGAGAGACCUACCCCAACUUGACACUAUCUCUGAGUCCUGUACCGGGAGCUCUAACUAGGAACGGCAGCCUCUAUCUGAAUGGCCUCAGCCCAGACUAUGCUGAUCGGAGGGAGAUAGCCAUCAUCGAAAACCUCAAAUGAGGAUUAAAAUCAGACAACUGACAACACAUAAGAGAUCGUAAUAUACACGUGUUUAUUGAUGGAGCAUCACCGAUGAGGUACCCAUGCACAUUAAGUAGAUUGUGUUCCAGUGAAACACUUAAACACAGAUCAGUCAUCACACUGUGUACAUUCACAUGUGUUUACCGCUCACACACGAAAGCCAACUGGUCGCAUUAAUUCUGUGAAAGGCAUCAGACUUUCAUUAUGCCCCUGGCAACAUGACCAGCACCUGUGCUAGUGAUCGAGCCAAAUGGAAAUUAUGCUGCAGACAGGAACAAAUGAUUGUUCUAGAGGUGUGAGUUUAACAAACUUCUAUUUUGUGCUGGAAGGAAAUUAAAGCCUGUACUGAGGUAGCAGCGCACUGGAUAUCCUCUCAUCAAAAUAUUCCCCCAAUAGACACAGAAAUAUACAACAAAUAUUUGAAGGCAAUAGACGCAUCUUUGCUCAUCUUUUGUUGGAUUCAGAGGCCUAGAAAUCUGCAUCAGAUCAAGGAUCCUCUGCUAAAAAUGUACUGUUCCAACGCAAAAGGAAUGUCACAUUCUUUUACGUUCCUCUUCUUUCAUUAUGAAUUAUAUGCCUUGCAUCCACCAGUCAGUCCAAACUCACUAAGGAGAUGAAUGUUGACAUUUUAGUUCUUUCAUGACUGACAUUCAGCUUUUCAACUUAAAAAAAAUCCACUGGUGCCUUACUGGAAAUGACACUGAACAUGUGAGAACGAUAAUGCAUGAAAUUCUGAGCUCUGCCUGUCCACUUGUUCAUGUUAUAUUUGAGCACAGCACUAAUUAAGAUGGUUUUUAGGUAUCUGGACAUUUUCGUUUAUCUCAUAGUAAUCCUUUUAAAUUUAAAAUACAGAAUCUGUUGUAUGCAUGAAAAAUUAGUGUAAAAACUGAGAUAGCGUACGAUAAAAGUUCAAUUUAUGUUUUAGGCAUUAACAUCAUUACCUGCACAGUGCUGGGCUUUGCUCAUCAAACCCCACCCUCCCAUAUACCAAAGUACGGGUCCUGCUUUUUUUAAACACAAGAUGGAGAUCUUCAGGUCCAGUGUUGUUUUUUUUUUUUUUU
This is a messenger RNA of Melanotaenia boesemani (Boeseman's rainbowfish), 2746 nucleotides long. Its product is annotated as potassium channel subfamily K member 2-like. The transcript has 7 exons. Gene Ontology annotation, molecular function: outward rectifier potassium channel activity; potassium ion leak channel activity. Gene Ontology annotation, cellular component: membrane. Bases 360 to 1664 code for a protein of 434 amino acids. NCBI's taxonomy places the organism in Eukaryota, Metazoa, Chordata, Actinopteri, Atheriniformes, Melanotaeniidae. The record is from RefSeq and is a predicted model, not a curated record. Gene Ontology annotation, biological process: stabilization of membrane potential; potassium ion transmembrane transport.